GCCCAAACUUUGCAGGUUGAACUGGAUGACUACUCUCAACAGAUCACUGCAUGACUUUACGGAAAAGCGUAAAUGUACUGCACAUCCACUUCAUCAGAUGUCAGGGAUUAGACGAACGAUCAACGUUGGCUCAGCUAAAGUUCUAUCACGAGUAGAUAUGAAUGAGUAAUGGAUGAGUGAUGAUGUCUUAUGUAUGAAGUAACACUUUUUACAUCUGAAUCACUUCGUACACAAUAUGUAAAUGGUAGAUUGGGUGAAAUGUCAGGAAGGUUGACUCAGCAAGUGGUCAAGGGUCAAUUAAAAGUGCUCCACAGUCCGGGCAUGUUGAGAACAAUGACAACCUGUUUUAGAAAAUCCCUCAAGGAUAAAAGGAGCUUACAUGUGUGCACAGUUAUUUAUCAGUGACACAUCACGUAUUGUAUUUAUGUAAUUCAUAAUACAAUAGAAAAAGUACAGAAUCUGAUUUAUUAACACACGUAGAGUGUUUUAUCGAAAUUGUUAAACCAGCUAUAAACACAAAUCUGCUCACACUAUUAACUUUGUCCUAGAUCAGGUUCAAACUUGCCAAAACUAAACAAACACACGGGUCAUAUUUGGUCGAUGCCUUGAGAAGAUAAUCAAGUUUACUUUCGCUGAGCUGAACCAGGGUGUGGAGUCUCUGACUUGCUUUGCACAUGUGCCUGUUGUAGCUGUCCUCUGCAGCUUGGUGGCAGUGCCAAAAACAGUACGACAAAUAGGCUGCUCUUUCCCAUGUUGCGGUGACCUGCUGAGAAGACUAGCUAUGUUUUUUUUUUUGUUUUUUGCACCUUGAAAACACAGCCACCCACCCACCCCUAUGCUGAAAUAUGCAAGAGCAUUAGACCCAAAUGAGAAAUUGACCUCUGAUUUGUAACAUUGUAACAUUUGGUCAUGCUGUGAUUAGAUCUUGUGAGAUUCUACCUCUUUUUUUUUCAUGUGCAGUUCCUUCUCAUAACUGUGUCGCCUUUAUACUGAUGGAAGAGAACCAGUUUGGCUGAACCGAUUCGUUUGUAUUUUUGCACUGACCGCUCGACAUUAACAUCGGUCGCAAUGACAGAGCUCGUGAAUCUCGUCAUACCUUCUAUGUGGUGAUUCUUCAUACAUAUUUUUCCUCCAAAUGUAGAUGCUGUGAAGGCAUUUCUUUGCAAUUUAAAUGCACCUUUAUUUGUCUUUUAUAUUCUUAAAAUGUGCGAUAAGGUCACUGUUUUUGAUUGUGACAGGUUGGUUUCUUCUCCGUUACCUUGCGUUCCUCGCGGCAGCUGUUCUAGAACCUCCGUCUCUUAAGAAAGUACGCUCUCUACUGGACUUCAUCGUGAACAGCAGCUUUCUAGAACAGACGGUGGCACUAAAGAGAACUUGAGAUGGGGAUUGCCAACAUUUCAAACACACAUUAGAUCAUAAUGCUCUCCAGUGAACCUCAUGACAUAGAGUAUAAGAAACUUAUUUCCACUGUCUCCCAUUAUCCACUGCAGAAUCUACUGUGCUGUUCCCGCUGUCCGUCUCCUAUGCACUCCCACUUUACUUAAGACCAAAUGCACUUCUUACACUUUCCCAUUUAAGACAAAACACCGAUAUUUGUUCUUGUAACUUUUUGUUCAUUCUCCGAAAAUUAUGGAACCAAUCCACAUUCUGAGCAAUCUCAGCGUGCACACACUCACACGCACCACAGACGUACACAAAGUGCAGACGUUAGACAAUGACAUUUACACAGCACUGUCUGUGAGAGAUAGGCAAAAUGAAGAACAAAGGUGCUAAAUAUUACACAUUACGGUCAGUUCAGGAAACCACCGAGGUAUGGCUUCAAUAACCAGUCCAGAUUGCAAAACCCAGACCCUGCACCCCAUAGGCAAACAAAGUCUCCCCUUUAGUAGGACGAACCCCAGUUCAUAUGGAGGGACCAACCUGCUGGAGACAGAAAAUAAAAACAAGCAGCAAGCAGAUCAUUUUAAAUAUUCAUCUGGAUAAAACAUGUAGCAUGAUACAAACGUGAGAGUAGAGGAAAGUGGAAGAUAAGUGAUCGGUGAUCAUGUGAAGCAGCAUAACUAAGGGAUAGUUCAGGGUCAUCUGAGUCGGAUCUAAGAAUAAGCCUGCCUUCAAUCUCAGAAGGCAUGCGGUGAUACAUCAUAUAUUAAAUUCAUGAAAUUGACAGUUUGCCUGGUCAUGCUCAGUCAUCAUAUCAUAGAAACGGGCCAUUAACAAGUGCAUAGCAUUUGAUAAUUUAUUUGGAGUGACUCCAACACAGGAGUGCUCACACCCUCAACUUUGUUCUACAUCAAAUUAAAAGGGUGGAGAUUAAACAAACACAAGUCUAAAAAUUUAUUGUUACAGUAAUGUUGUGGGAGGUGUCACAGAGAACGCUUUAUAUACAACCAUCACAAUGACAAUUUGAGCCACAUCCACUUUCUGCUCAUCCUCUGGAGAAAUGGCAACAUCCGUAAAACUGUACACCGGUGCCCUGAUGCCCAUUGUGGGACUGGGGACAUGGAAGUCUCCUCCAGGUAAGGUCACUGAGGCAGUGAAAGCAGCCAUCUCAGUGGGUUACAGGCACAUCGAUGGGGCGUUUCUCUACCAGAAUGAGGAAGAGGUGGGUGAGGGUGUCCAGGCCAUGAUCAAGGAUGGAGUGGUCAAGAGAGAAGAUCUGUUCAUUGUCAGUAAGUUGUGGAGCACUUACCAUGAGAAGUCCCUGGUGAGAAAAGCCUGUGAGAAGACUCUCAGUGAUCUCAAGUUGAAGUACCUGGACCUGUAUCUAGUGCACUCACCUGUAGGUUUCAAGGCCGGAAGUGAAAUUUUUCCUACGGACAGUGCAGGAGAAAUAAUCUUUGAUGAUACCUACUUCCUGGACACAUGGGAGGGGAUGGAAGAGUUGGUGGAUGCCGGUUUGGUCAAAGCUAUUGGUAUCUCCAACUUCAACAAGGAUCAGAUUGAAGCCAUUCUCAACAAACCAGGCCUCAAAUACAAGCCUGCCAACCACCAGGUGGAGUGCCACCCAUACCUCACCCAGGAGAAAAUGAUCAACUACUGCCACUCGAAGGGUAUCACAGUGACAGCUUACAGCCCCCUGGGGUCCCCUGACAGACCAUGGGCCAAAGAGGGUGAACCGUCUCUUCUGGAUAACCCUGAAAUUGAAGCCAUUGCCAAGAAGCACAAGAAGACAACUGCUCAGGUCUUGAUCCGCUUCCACAUCCAGAGAAAUGUGGUUGUGAUCCCCAAGUCAAUCACACCGCAACGCAUUCAGGAGAACUUCCAGGUGUUUGACUUUAAAUUGACUGAUGGGGAAAUGAAGACUAUAAUGGGCUUCAACAGGAACUGGAGAGCCUGUGACAUGAGAUGGUGCACGAAGCACAAGGACUUCCCAUUCAACACUGAGUUCUGAAAUAGAAACUACUACUUGACAGUGGGUGAUGGAGUUUCUUAUACCAUAUUCUUACAGAACGCCAUGUGACAUGCCCAAGGAUGCACCGAUUUAACUUUCUUCUUGACAAAUUUCUUCAACACAGUUUGCAAUCAAGUAUACUCUAAUCACUUCCGUAGAGAAAUUAGUAACAUCUCAGUAACCUUAACAAAAUUUGACGGUGAAAUUCCAUACACUCUUAUUUUUCUUGGAACACUGAUUAUCUUUUUUUUUUUCAACUUGCCUUACGGUAAAUCAUGUGUCACCUUGUAGUCAUGUGUAUUACCACUAUUACAAAGUCAUUGCUUACACUUCCUGAAUCAUCUGUUUUUCACAAUACAUUACAAUGAAUUCUUGUGGCAAAUAAACCCAGCAAUGAAAAUUA
Messenger RNA from Mugil cephalus (flathead mullet), 3794 nucleotides. RefSeq names its product aldo-keto reductase family 1 member B1-like. Bases 2441 to 3391 code for a protein of 316 amino acids. Gene Ontology annotation, molecular function: aldose reductase (NADPH) activity. The record is from RefSeq and is a predicted model, not a curated record. NCBI's taxonomy places the organism in Eukaryota, Metazoa, Chordata, Actinopteri, Mugiliformes, Mugilidae. The transcript is spliced from 10 exons. Gene Ontology annotation, cellular component: cytosol.